Molecule: messenger RNA, 1158 nt
Organism: Striga hermonthica
Lineage: Eukaryota; Viridiplantae; Streptophyta; Magnoliopsida; Lamiales; Orobanchaceae
Source: the annotation of a GenBank genome assembly
AUGGCUGAGGGAAAUGCAUCUGAAGGGUCUGCUAAACCGAGGCAAGUCCUCGGCGAUCUCACCAAUAUACUCGGAAAAAGGGGAUCUUCCGAGAUUGAAAAAAUUGGGGUCAAGAGUUCAAAUUUCAUCGACAAAGAUUCAGCCAAAAGGAUCCGUGUUGUGCCUCCUGCUCAAUCUGAGAUUCACUCACCGAAAGCCAACACAAAUCAAUUGCGGUGUCAAACCGUUUCCAAGAUCUCAAGCAAUCUCAAUGCUGACAUAAAAAAUGAUGCUUUACCAAAUGUGAAUCUCACGGCUGCUGAAAAUUCUGAUGGCCCAAACUUGACUGAUCUGAAAGAGGAAAGAGUGAUGAGUUCUACUGCCUUUGAGGAGAAUGAGAUUCCGCAAACCGGCCAGAGUGAGUUCGUCAAUGUUGAAGGAAACGAAAAUGACCUUAAUAUAAAUGAAGGCAGCCGGGUUGGGUUUGGCAGCUCAAAAGAGUCUAAGGUAGUCGAGGAUAUAUGUUUUAAAGCCGAUGAUGGGUUGUGUGAUGCUUUAGAGGCAGCUACUGAGACCGGUGUCUAUUGUCUGGAUAAAGAUAGUGGUUUUGAUGGUUAUGAGUCCAAAGGAAGUCAAAGUGAUGCAAACGAGUGUCAUCAUCACCCACCUCAUCAUGAUGGGGAUGAGCAUAAUUUGGCAUUGAGUCAGUGUGGCUCCGUAGAUUGCGUGAAUAUUCUACCUGAGUCCCAGGAGUCUACUGUAUUUGGGAUGGAGAAAUUCGCGGAGAUGAGAAAUGGGAAAGAAAAAUGUGUCUCUGAGGAGACAGAGCCAACAAGAACUUGUUCUUGCUCUUUUUGCAAAAAAGCUGGAUAUAUGUGGUUGGACCUCAAUUACCAGGACAUCAAGGCUCGAGUACCAGCACUUAAGAAGAGCCAGAAAGAAGCAAGCAUACUGGCUGAAAGAAUCAUCCGGAGUAAGAGUAUCGAGAAAAACAGUGCUGAAAGCUUCUCCGGAUCUUCGAGGUUAGAAUCUGAUCUCGUGUGCCAGUGGGUGUCCCUUUUUCAACACAUGGCGGGUGUACUGGAACAAGAAAGCAAUCAACUCGAAAGUAGAUUACUACCACUGAACGAUUUGAGAGAAAAAUGCAAAAGAGACUUGGAGUCGAUUGGUGAUGAUUGA